This is a messenger RNA of Bacidia gigantensis, 1329 nucleotides long. RefSeq lists its product as uncharacterized. Gene Ontology annotation, molecular function: pyruvate dehydrogenase (acetyl-transferring) kinase activity. The coding region runs from base 1 to 1329 and encodes 442 amino acids. Gene Ontology annotation, cellular component: mitochondrion. NCBI's taxonomy places the organism in Eukaryota, Fungi, Ascomycota, Lecanoromycetes, Lecanorales, Ramalinaceae. The record is from RefSeq and is a predicted model, not a curated record. The transcript is spliced from 4 exons. Gene Ontology annotation, biological process: regulation of glucose metabolic process; protein phosphorylation.
AUGUCGUGGAAGGCGACGGAGAAAUUGACGGAGAGCAUCAAGCAUUAUGCUUGCUUCCCAGCCACUGGCGUCAGUCUCCGGCAGAUGGUGCAAUUCGGACAAACUCCAUCGACGGGCACGCUUUUCCGCGCCUCGCAGUUCCUCUCCGAAGAACUUCCUAUACGCCUUGCACAUAGGGUGCAAGAGCUCGGAGACCUUCCAGAUGGACUCAAUGAAAUGCCUUCCAUACAGCGCGUGCAAGAUUGGUACUCGCAGUCCUUCGAGGAUCUGACACAACUCCCCAAACCCAACCUCUCAUCCGAAAUCCGAGAACGUUUGCUGCAGCCAAUGAGACAGACUGGCCGUGACUCAAGAGUCCUCAGUCAAACUACAGAUAAUCCGAGCGUGAAGACUGGCCAAUAUAGAUCCAUACCAAACCCCAAUGGAAGUCAAAAUGGCAAUGGUACGAAUGCGAAGUCUUCAGGCUCUACGCGAAGAUACUAUGCAACUACAGAUGACGGUGGAGACUGGCCGCCUGAACUCAACGACUACAAUAAGAGAUUCGCCAAGAGCUUGGAGAAGAUCAAGCGGCGGCAUGACAGUGUCGUUACUACCGUUGCACAGGGUAUCCUGGAGUACAAGCGCAAGAGACAACGUAUGCAGAUCGACAAGAAUAUUCAGUCAUUUCUGGAUCGGUUCUACAUGUCUCGAAUAGGCAUCAGAAUGCUACUAGGCCAGCACAUCGCCCUCACAGACCAGCGUCAAUCCAAAGAGCCUGAUUAUGUUGGAAUCAUAUGUACAAAGACGAAUGUUGCGGAGUUGGCGCAGGAAGCUAUUGAUAAUGCGAGAUUUGUUUGCGAGGACCACUACGGGCUCUUUGAUGCCCCGAAGGUGCGACUCAUUUGCCGACCGGAUUUGAAUUUCAUGUACGUUCCAGGACAUUUGUCACAUAUGUUGUUCGAAACGCUCAAGAACUCCCUUCGCGCCGUUGUGGAAACACACGGGCAGGACAAGCAAGAGUUUCCUGAAACGAAGGUUGUGAUAGCAGAAGGCAAGGAGGACAUCACGAUGAAAAUUUCGGAUGAGGGAGGCGGCAUUCCACGAUCUACCAUUCCACUAGUGUGGACGUAUAUGUAUACGACGGUAGAGACAACGCCCAACCUGGAUCCAGAUUUCAACAAAAGUGACUUCAAGGCGCCCAUGGCCGGGUUUGGGUACGGACUGCCCAUUUCUCGACUAUACGCACGAUAUUUCGGAGGGGACUUGAAGCUCAUAAGCAUGGAAGGAUACGGCACAGACGUAUAUCUUCAUCUUAAUAGACUAUCAUCCUCGUCGGAACCGCUGCAAUAG